AGUAGUUCAGGAGGUCGAGCGGUCGUCCAAUAACCAGAAGGUUGGCGACUCGAUUCCCGCCUAUCCCUAGUCUGUCCGUUGUGUCCUUGGGCAAGACACUUACCCCACCUUGCUCCCAGUGUGUGUCCUCCACUGGUGUAUGAUUGUGAGUGUUGUGUGGUGGUGGUCGGAGAGGCCGUAGGCACAAACUGGCAGCCGUCAGUCUGCCCCAGGGCAGCUGUGACUACUAAGGUAGUUUACCACCACCAGGGUGUGACUGUGUGAGCGAAUGAUUGAUGUAUCUAAUGUAAAGUGCUUUGAGGGUCUCUGAUAAAGCGCUAUAUGAAAUCUGAUGCAUGUCAUGACCUGUCUCAGGUGGUCACAACAAAAAGAAGGUAGACACACACCAUGUAUGAACUCCCAAACAACUCUUUAUUCAUUCAAAUUGAACCGAAUUAGAAUGUAAGAUAUGAGGUGUGUGAAUCAGUAUUGUGUAAGGCGUGCAUGGGUGGGAGUAGGUGUAUGUGUGCAAGGGUGCUGUAAACAGCAAACAUGAACUACAACUAAACCGAGUGAAACUGAACCAAGCCAACCAAAGACAAACCAAACCAAGUAAAGACAAGCCGAGCCAAGCCAAACCAAGUCAAGUUAAGUCAAGACAAGACAAGCCAAGCCAAACCAAGUCAAACAAAGCCGAGCCGAGCCAAACCAAGACAAGUCAAACCAAGUACCUGUAAAUGCAGUCAGGAGAAACAGAAGAGGGAAUUGCAAGUAACUGUGGGAUCUUAAAUACUCCAAGCACCCAUACUGCCCAGGUGUGCAUAGUUGCUCUGAUUAGGGCAUAUCGAGAAGACAACCAGACACACCUCCCACAGCAGCACGACCCUAUAGAGGCAUCACAAUAGUUUAUUCCCACAAGACUGUUUUGGACUUCAUUUGUCAAUUCUUAUUUUUUGUGCUUGUAUUUCAGUUUAGUGGGUUUAAAAUCACCAUUUGUGCCAAAGAACUGAAGGGAAAAAAGUUCUUACCUGCUCUUUUUUCUUCUUCUCUGUUUAUCCUGCUCUUUCCUCUGAACAGGAGUGUCUGAAGGAAACCUCUUAGGUGUCAGUUCUCUUUGCUGAAGUGAGUUUGGGAUUCAUGUUUCAGAGGCAGAUCCUCCUGUGGUUUCUCUCUUUGCUCCUGGUUCUCCUCCUCCUCCUCUUCUUUUCUUCCUCAUCCCUCCUCUUGAUUCCCACUCUUUUACCUCCUUUCUUUCUCUCUCUCUCUGGAGACUGAAAAGUACUUCUCCUUAAAACGAAGAUUCCUCGUGUUGGCAUAAUAUAGUGAGCAAAUUAUCUCCACUUAUUGAUUUUUUUAAACAGCUCUCCCCGGAGAAGUAUUUACAGUAUGUGGACUUGAGGGGGGAGAAAAAUCAAUAAAUGUAAGACAAACAUCUGUGGAGCUCCGCGGUGACAUGUGAGGGGGUCUACGCGGCUGAUGGAGCGCAGGAGGCGGGUAAAGUCCAAACUCGUAUUCACUCGUGUUUUUCUGCACCUUUUGUGUUGUGAUCGGCUCUGCCUGUCUGUUUCUCACACCCACCCUGGUACCCCCCUCCUCCUCCUCCUCUUUCUCCUCCACCUCCUCCUCCUCCUCUUCCUCCAUCCCACCCUACCCUCCCCUACCCCCCUCCCCUCUCCUCCUUUUAGCAUCUGAAAAGACCACUGAGUGAGAAUCGAUGGCGCAGAGGCCCGCUUGACAGGACAAUAAACCACAAAGAAGGGGUGAGUUUUUUUUCUCUCUCUCUCUCCUCCUCGCGCUCGUGUUUUUUUUCUCAAUUGCGGAUUUUUGACUCUGAAGGCUCGUCGCGGAGGGAGCCGCUCUCCUCUCGCUGCGUGGAAACGAUAUUUUAACACACGGCAUCUUUUGUUACCGCGAUAUGAUUUACAGCAGGCGUCAGCUGCCGCGGGUCCCACUCACUCACGGGGAGCGCAAACCACCCCAAAAAACGUGGAAAAAAACACAACCCCACGAGCAGGAGCGGGAGCAUUGGCGGCGGCGGCUCUACACCCUGCACCGUUUGGGACAUUGAUUUCACAUGAACACACAUUCACCUUACGUAACCUACAAACGCAUCCCGGAGAAUAGCAUGGCACUUGCCGCUGCAGGUUUAGAUGAGGGUCGUUUUGCGUGGAUUUCAUUGGGCGCUGCGGUACCUGGAGGGUGUUAAUGCGGUUCCCCUGGUUGUAAACAAGAAAAUGUCAGCAGCAGGACCGGGGAGGGAGGUUUGUCUUUUUGUUUUUUAAGAGCCCCCCUUACACACACCCCCUGGAAAAUGAGGUGAAAAUAGUGAGGAGUGUUGCGUUUGGCGUGAAGCACAUUGGGUUUUUUUCUCUCCAGCCAUGAGGAGAGAGGACAAGUCACAUCCAAGGCGCAGGGGGAGCCGUCUAUUUACAGCAGAUUUGCCUCUCAUGUCUGUGAUAGCCACAACAAUAGCUCCCAUUUUCCUCAUCAGCCUCAGGGGUGAUCAAUACUGUCAGGAAAAAAUGAGAAUAUGCUGCCAUCAUUGGGGAAGGAUCUGAGUCUCCCUUUCCGUAUCAUAUUGAUCUAAGAUGUGUUUUUGCUUGUUGGUUUAACCUCAUGUGACCUGACAGCAUGUGGUGCUGUGUGUUUGUGCCUCCAGCCUCUCCACCCGCUCACCGAGGACCGCAGAGAUGCCCCAGCAGAGGGAGGAGGACACGUCUCGGUCCCGCCGCCCCAGCCUGGCAUCCCUCCGCCGCCUCCAGACACUGAAACCCGGCCACGACAUCCCAUGAGGCCACCAGCAGAACUCAGCUCGCCUGCUCUGUAUGGGGCCUCUCACAUAUGAAGUAGGUUCAUGUUGUGAUCUGGCUCCUUUCUGCACUCAUGAUGAGACUCAUGAGGAGUUCACGGUGUUCUGUUCGGUUGGAGGACGGUGGGAUGGGAGAAGAAGAAAGGCUUCUUUGUUUUGUCUCGGAGAUGCUCUCCUCCGUCACUCUCGUCAUGUGGUUCAGAACUCUCAGAUUUGAGGGUUUGCAGAUACCUGCGACACAAAAUAACCAACGUCGUUAAAAAUCCUCUUCCAUUUUUAACCUCUUAUGAAACCAUUAGAAUCGGAUGAUCUCAAACUCAAAGAUUUCACACAUCUCUGCUUCAAAUCUGAUUGAAUCUCAUCACUUAAAGUUGGAUUUGAACUGUUGCUCGGAGAAAAUAUCAAAUUUAAAGAUGCAAUAAUGGAGCUGGGAACAUGUGACGUGUAGUUUUCCCUGAUCUAGUCCAAUUCUGAAUGAAUAAGGCACAUUUGAGCAACAAGGCAGAAAUACAAAUGACAACAUUAAAAACGAUUAAAACAAGCCUUUAAAAAUCAAAGGGCAACACAAGCAAAGAUCUAGACAUAGGAAAACAGCAUGAGGAACCACCACAAACUGCCUCAAGUCCAAUUGCUCACUGUGCGGAACCAACUGAAGUGGACCACACAGCUAUAAUAACAGUCAAUUAGACACAUUCACACCCAGAGAGACCAGAUAACCCAACAGCAUGUCUUCAGACUGAAACUGAAGCAUAUACAAGAGGCGAACAUGCAGGACCUGAAGUAGGAACAGCACUAACUGAUCAAGAUUUAUCAGGAAUGUACAUUCAGUAAAGCAGGAGAUCAAUCACAACAAAAACGUCUCCAAUUUAAGUAAGACGGUAGAAAAGUCAGAAGUGUCAGAGCCAAAAGAACAGUAUUUCAAAGGGAGCUCUGAGGGAAACCUGUAUUAUGAGGUUUGAUUCAAUAACAGGCUGAACAUGUCGAGGUCAGAGCUACCAGAGCUCUGGGGCUGGCACUAAAAGGGUUUACUCCCCUCCUGAGCUUCAACCUGGACCUUUAGACGCUCUGUAAAUCUGAGAGUCCUGAUAAAAGAUGGAGAGAUGAUAAAAUCCAGCUCCAGGCGGCUGGUUCAGCUCAGGAGGUGGAGGAGUUAAUAUCAUCGACACACAUUUCUGUAUGAUCCACUAAGAAGGUUCGGAUUGGUUCUACACAUGUUUGGGUCACUGCAGUUUUGAUCAGGUCUAAAGAUAACAACAAGAGUAAAGUCAGCGAUUCUGGCUGUUGUGAUGCGGUUGCUAGCGGAUACCGUUCUACACCUGUAUGCUUAGAUUGUAGGUGGAAACUCAAAGUGCUGUUCAAAUGUGCAUUACAGUACCGGCAAAAAGAGACAAAAUAUCAUGUGAUUGAAACCGAGUAUGUUCAUUUUGGACCUCUAUGUUUAGGACUGUGAAAUAUUUAGACACCCCGUCCAGAGAUGAAUGUUUCCGACUACUUGCUUCUCUUGUUAUACGAACUUCAUUAAUGACUGCAGGAUAGUAAUACACCGUGGUCUAUGUCUCCAUGCACAAACCUCAACCAAAACGCCACUCUAUAGCCACAAAUAAUGCUCAGAACAGCACCUAAUGAAGUUAGGUGCUGUUCUGAGAAUUAUUUGUGGCUAUAGAGUGGCGUUUUGGUUGAGGUUUGCGCGUGGAGAUGUAGAUUGCUGUGUAUUGCUAUCGUGCGGUUGUUACUAAAGUUGGUAUAACUAGCGGUCGGCAACAUUCAUCUCUCGAGGGGAUGUCGAGCUCCGUGUUAUGGUGUGUUUGACCAUAACUUAAUUUUACGCCAGACUAUUCCUUUAAAUCGCCCGUACAUAAAAAGCCAUCAAGAGAACAUUGCCUGUGAAGACAACAGAAGUAAAAUUGUGUUGUGUUUCUUCUUUCUCGUAGUUGACAUGGAGGAUGAAGAUGGGACUUGCCUACUUGAUGUUUUGUGGUGAGUCUGCUUGAUUCUCACUUGGAGUUCUUAAGUCAUGUCCCUGCAGAUAAGGUUGUUAAAUAACGAGACCAGGUUUUAUUUGUAAGGGAUGGGUAGAUGUGUAGUUAGAGUCCCCAGAAAGGCUGAGGUGAACGAUGGGGAACACGGCGAUCCACUGUUACUAAUGAUAUCAAAUAUUUACCAAAAUGUAAGGACGUGAUCGAUGUGAUUUCCUCUUUGUCUCUGCAGUGACCCCCAAGCCCUGAACGACUUCCUUCAUGGGACCAAUGAGGUGAGUAAAGAGUUUUAAAUGGAGAGGGACUCAAAUAAAAAAUCAAUUGUGUAAAUGAUAAGAUCCAGAUGGGAAUAUUUCUUGGCACAUGUUUGAGGUAGCUGCACAAAAGAGGGCUGUCAGAGUGAAAGGAGUGGUGAUGUUUUACUGCGGUGUGCAGUUUUAUUACUGACUGAAUCGGACCUAAAACCGACUGUUCCCCCCCACCAGCUGCAGACUGAAGACCUGCUCAUUAACUCUUCCUCUGGGGAGCCCUCUCUCUUCACAGACGCCCCGGUGAGUGUCUGGAUCCACAGCCUGCAGCGUCACAACAAACCUGCAUGUUCCCCAAGAGUCUGAUUCUUUCUCUGAAACUGCUUCCUGUUAACUCCUGUUAAUCGCACUUCCUCCCCUCCUCCUCUCCUCUCUCCUUCUCCUCCAUCCUCCUCUCUGCACCGCUCUUUCUGCCUCCCACUGUUUCCUCCCUAAGAGCCCCGUCUCUCUGCUGGGAGAUGGCAGGGAUUCCCCAGACACCCCACCGCCUGGGUGUGUGGAUCUGUCCUUCCUGGAGGAGGCCCUCCUGUCAUCGCCGGAGGGAGGGGACGACCCGCAGGUGGUGCAGGGUGAGACACCUGUGGAGCCCGGGUUUGAGGCAAAGAAGGAAGAGGUGGAGGAGACGGGGGAGGCCGAAGUUGCGUGUGAUAUCCUGCAGCAGAGCCUGCAGGAGGCAGAGAUCACAGAGCAGACCAUGGCUCUGGAGGCCGGUCUGCAGGGGGACAGCCUGUCCCUGUACUCCCCCGCCCCUCUCCUCUCGCCCCCCUCUGUGCCGUUUGUCUCCAAGUCCGUGACCUUACCCCAGAUCACCCCUGCUCUACCCAGAGACACCCAAGCAGCAGUGGAGCCUCCCCAGCCCUCCCUCCUGGCUGUUGGUCCAGGCUGCCCUUCUCUUAAACCUGCGGCCCCCCCUCAGCUGAUGGGGCUCCUGCCUGGAAACGUGUUCCCUGCCGCCUCCCCUGAGACCUCCUUCUCUCUGAGUCCGGCCCAGGGGUCCAGCAUGAUCAUCCACAAAGCUGUUCCCAGUGUGACCAGUCGUCCUCUCAUCACCCCCACCCUCAGAGCGGCAGCAGCGGCUCCGGGCAUCGUCCUGCAGCGCGCCCCCCUCCCCAUCCAACCCAAGCUGCCCAUCAGCAUCCAACCCAGACUGGUCCAGAUCAGCCCCAAGCCUUCUGGGCAGAAACCUCCUCCAGGUCUUACCUUUGUCCCUGGGGCUGCCUCACCAAAUAUUUUACUCUCACAACCUCCAGGCCCGAAGCCCUCUGCCCCCCCACCGCAGCCCCCCCAGCAGCUCCACAAACAGCUCAGCCUGCAGCUGGUCAACCAGGGCGGCUCCUUUGUGCUGCAGCCUCAGGGACUCUUCCAAGGCCAGAACCAGUUCCUUCUUCCAGGCCAGUCCCCUGUCACACUUGCUCAGUCUGCUGCUGCAGCCCGACCUCUGCUGACCCCCAGCCACCACGGCCCACCGGUCCACAGCCUGACCCCCUCCCCUGGGCAGCUCGUGGACGGCUCUCAGAUCCUCACUGUGCCCCAAAGACAGCUGAACUUCAGUCCGGUCUUCACCCCUACAGGGCAGCUAGCGCUCCGCCAGGCCACUGUGCUUUCAGGACCCUUGCAGCUGCAGUCGGCACCUCCUACUGUCUUCCAGAUGCCGGCACAGCUGGCUGGAACCUACACAGCGGGGGGACAGGGGCAGCGUGCCACCCUGGUCCACAGUCCCGCUCUUGGAAACCACAUCACCCUGAUCAACAGUUCAGGAGUGCUUCCCUCAGAUCUCACUUCCAUCUCGAUCGUAAACGGCCCCUCGGUGGUCCAGGGUUUGCCCUUCGCCGCCCCAGCCCCUCAGACCGCGAUGGCAGAUGCACAGCUGAGCCUCCAGCAGGCGUCUGUGGUGCUGCUGCCAGAGAGAGCCGUCCAGGAGGAGAGGAGCAGCUCCGAGGAGACCUUCCACCAGCUCCCACAGGUCAGCAUCCCUUCACCACCCCAAAGUUUCAUCGUCAUAGUAGCACAACAAGACACUAGGGAUGGGAAUUGAUAAGAUUUUAUGGAUAUCGAUGCCAUUAUCGAUUCUGCUUAUCGGUUCAAUUCUUUAACGAUUCCCUAAUCAAUGCCUUUCUUUGAUUUUAAAAAAAAAAGGUAGACUAAAAUGUAUGUAUUCGAUACCGCGCCCUGUUGACAAAUGUUAACGCAUGUUGCUUGUGUUUCCACCUUUGCAUGGUGUCACUGCUCAACAAACGUUGCAUGUUGCACUGUUGUCGUCUCUCCUCGUAAAUUAAGCCACGCUUUAAAUCGACUUUUCAUAUGGUCCGCCAUGCUUUUGAUCUGUCUCUGUUCUCGUAGACUGGCACUAGCGAAACCGUUUUUUAAGGCAUCCAGAAGAAAGGAAUCGUUAAGAUAAAAUGUUAAUGAUGUCGAUGGAUUGAACCAUUUGGAGCCAGUUCUCAACAAGAACCGGUUCUCGAUUCCAAUCCCUACAGGACACUCUUCUGUUUUUUUUUUUGUAAAAUUGAUUUGAACUACAAAACUAAACAUGGAGUAUAAUACUGCGUUCCAGUUACCUCUAAUGUCGGAUGUCAGAGCUGGGAAUGACGUUACACCUGAGUUGGCAGCAUUCCAGUAAACAAGUCGGAAAACCAAGAUGGACGCCUACAGUUAGCCGUUGUUAGCUGUUGUUUACAACUGUCUUCUGUUGUUAGUUGUUGUUAGUUUUACCAGUCGUAAAUUAUGAUGUUAUCGUCAAGUCGGCCUUGGUGAUGAUCGUCCGACUUCCCGAGUCGGAAAUCCGUCUCCUCGGGGGAGUUCCAGAUGAAUUUUCAACUCAGAGCUCGGAAAUUCCGACUUCUGAAUACAACUGGAACGCAGCAUUACCUGCAGUGGUCUUAGCUCUUACAUGUUUGUCUUUUCUUUGACAGCAGUAUGGACAUGUCCUCCAGCAGGUCUCUGUGCAGCCCCCCUCUGCAGGUCUGCAGUCCUCUCCUCCUCCUCCUCCUCCUCCUCCUCCUCCUCCUGUGGUUACAGUCCUGCAGCCUCCUCCUGAACCUCCUCUGGCCCCCGACCCAGCCGUGGAGAUCCCUAAACUUCUGAUAUCUCCCGCUGACAUGAGCCAAACAGAAGAGGAGGAGGCGGCACACUCGCUAAGUCAGAACGAGGCCUUUAUGCAACAUCUGCAACAGGUCAGACACUCUGUGAUUCCUCGGAGAGUCAGAGAGAGAAAACGAAAAGAAAAACUGUAAAAUCACAAUCUGAGUUUGUUUGAGUAUCAGGAUUUAACUCCACAUUUUGAGCCUCUCUUUGUCUCCUUUCUGUCACAGCAAGCACUUAGUUCUCCUCUCACGUCCGAGCUGUUGGUUGGAUCUCUGCCGGUGGUGCAGAUGGAGUCACUGAACUCUCCGCUCACUGAUGAGAGGGAGACCCCACAGCAGACUCUUCCAGUCUCGGGUCAGGACUCCCACAGCGGGCUCUCUGAUCAGUGUGUGGAGGACUCUCCGCUUCACUCAGACCCUGAGGACACACCGCUGAUCUGCUCCCCUGCUCCGGUCCAGGACACAGAGAGACCGGUUUCGACUAGCUUCUCUCCGCCUCCUGCUGCACCUGAGGGCUCAGUUCCCCAGAUCACAGCUCCACAGCCUCACAGUGAGCCACAACAAGUCCAGUACCAGGUCCCUCAGCAGGUCUCACAGGCCCUGUUUGCCAGGAACCAGGUGCAGCCCUCUGUUUCCCAGCCUCAGCCCUCGGUCCAGAGCAGUCCACCCCCUCUGCGUGUCUCGGUGCCUCAGCAGCAGUCUGAUCCCACAGCUGCUCCUGCAAGUCUCUCCAAAGGAGGAGACGCCCCCGCUGUCCAACAGCACACACACAACAGUCAGUCCCUGAGACACAUGAGUACUGAUCACCUCUGUAGUCCCUGUGAUCCGGACUAUCCUCCUCAACACCUCCACUCUCUCUGUUUCCUCCUCAGAGCCAACAGCUGCCUUGGUCCUGGAGAGUAAAGCCUUUACUCCUGAUGUCCACCCACCCUCUCCUGCAGCACCGGGUCUCCAGGUUCAGGGGCCACCGGCUCCUCGAGACGUGGAUCCUGCACAGACCAGCCAGCAGACCAGCACCAAGGUGAGGAUACACCUGAAAACAGAGCUCAAAUAAAAUGACACAGAUAUUAAAAUGUGUCUGAAAUGUCCUCAGAGCUGAAUCAACAGGCUUUGAAAUGAGGUUUCAGGUUAAUUGAAGCAAACGAAUAAACCUCUCUGUCUCCGUCCUCUCAUCUCCUCUCUCUCUGUCUUUUCCAGCUGGCAGCUCCGCCGGAGCAGCAGAGAGAGGAGAGGCUCACACCAGCAAUGCGCCGGCACAGGUAAGAACAGAGCAAUGACUCAGACUGAUGAACUGAAAUGAUGGAGGAAGAAACCGUGAAAUCGAAACCAGUCAGCAGAGAGUUCCUGUCGGCGACUUUCCCACUUCACCUCUGAGUGUUUCGGACGAAGUUUGUUCGGUAAUGCACGGACAAUUUGUCUCCAUAGCAACCCUAGCAGGCUCCUUUAAACCAGGGGACCUCUGCCGCUCCAGUUUUAGGGGACUGUGAGUGAAUAAUUCUUUGUUUUAAUGAGGUGAAGGUGUUCAAACUAAUCCUGAGUUUCUCUCUAAAGCGUCUAAUCUGGUCUAAUCAGCUGACCCGCGGCGUCCUCCAUCAUGGUUCUUCAGGCUUAUUCUGGAUAUGAUGAGCUGCAAAGAGGCUUUCUUACCUCAGUUUUAAUCAGCUGGUUCAUGUGUUAACAGCUGACUGGAUUAACUCUGAUCCUGCAGUCAUGUUUGUAAUCCAGGUCCUCUAGGACUCCUUUUAUUACAGCUGAGAUUAACAGACUUCCUCACGACGAACUACUGAUUAUGUGAAUAAAAUGCUCGACAAAUCCGUGACUUCAGAUCUUUAAACCACAGCUCCAAAGUCCUUGUACCUGAGAAUGAUCCUGAGUGGUUUUCAGAGGGGAAACUGAAGUCCCUGGAUUUGUUUCAGACCUGGAGCUGAGUGUCUGUAUUUUCAGACUGUUGUGGACUGAUGGUUUUUGUUGUGUCACUCAGGUUCCAGCAGCAGAUUUGUUCGGACCACAGAGCGGUCCACUCCCCCUUCACCGGCCUGGCCUUUUCCACACUGAAGGACGCUGUCAGACGCCUGCUGCCCUACCACACCUGUGCAGGUCACCUGCCCACUCAGGAUGACUUCGACUUAGGUACAUGAGCUUUGGCUAAAGGUUGUAAAUUGGAAAGUUGUUCCUUGAAGUGAAGACAAAUCAUUUAGAGCUCCCCCUGCUGACUGGCUGCAGUACUGCAGGAAUGUGGGACUGAGGUCACACUCCUGCAAAACAGAACAUUUGUCAACAGAGCUGUCAAUCACUUACCUCUUUAACAUCAAAUAACUGAUUAAAAUCUUCCUAGACAUAAAUCAGCGUGAUGAGGUCCAGUUUUAAUAACAGAAACUAUGUCUGAGAAAAAAUGAUUUGACGUGUAUUUCAGUUUAUCAAAGAGGGGGGUGGGGUUAAGGGCCUAUACUGCAACCAGUCAGCAGAGGGAGCUCUAAAAGUUUUGGUUUCUUUUUAGGGAAUAUUUUUAUCAUUUACCCUCAAAACAGUUUGUAAUUGUAAAAGUUGUAAAAACCUAAUUUUGUAGAAAACAGGGCUGGGCGAUAUGUCCUCAAAUCAAUAUCACGAUAUAUUGAUCAGUUCACCUUGAUAAAGAUAAAUGGACGAUAACUACUCCACAAGCUGCUCACCCCCUCCCACAUUAACUUCGUCUACUUCAGCCGCUCCAACUUUUGAACCGUCCUCCAUCUCCUCACCUGUCUUUCCCUCUUUGUUACAGACUGGAUGGGGCGGAGUCAUGUCUCUGACGUAGAUCUUAAAGGGACAUGAGACCAUAGCCUACCUACACACAUCAAAACCAACUUUAUUUUUUUGACACCGAAUAUACCGACAUGGGCAAAAUGACAUCAGUUAUUAUUGUUAAUUUCAGUAUCGGUAAAUUUUCCAUUUAUCGCCCAGCCCUAGUAGAAAAUACGCUCCCCUGUGAUCUCUGGCUUUGAAAUUGUGCAGAAUCAAAUAUUUCUUAUUUCAUAACAAGGAUAUUUGUCGUCUCACAGUGGACCAGGAGUUUGACAGUGUUUCUGGUUUCCUGCUGAAACGCACCAAGGACAUGGUCAACAAAUACAGGCAGCUACUGGUCAGAGAAGCUCAGGUAAGACAUGCGGCGGUGUUCCCGUCAGUUGACUCCCAAAGUCCGAGCUGUCCGGUGGUGACGCCUUGUUUGUGAACUGUCUCUGCAGCAGGAGAGCCCGUCUGCUGAGAUGGUGAUGCUGGAGCGUCUUUUCCUCCAGGCUGAGCGAAGCGCUUUAGCCGAGGACAGACGGAGAGUCCGCAGAGACCCAGGUCAGUGUCCCAGCAGGAGGAAAACACAAACACCACCGCCGCCGCCGACUGCUUCUGUGUGUGAACACAUCCAAUUUGAGUGUUAAAUCCCAGCAGAGAGACAGAAAAGUGAAUUAGUAACGCUCUCUCUGUUUUUAUAACAAACCCAUUCAGCGGUGCCUCAGAGCGCAGCACUUAACCUCAUAUUUGCUCGGGAGCAGCUCCCAGGUGUGAAGGCGUAAUUAAGCCGGCGUGUGAAUGUGGAGCGGGGUCGUGCUGAGAGAGACUCGGCACCAAGACAAGAACAUUACACCAGAGGGGCGAGGAGCAAAUUAAAGCCGGGUUGUUAUGUUAAUUAAAAAGUUGGACAAAUAAGGAGAAGGGCGCUCCUGGACUUUAGUGGACGUCAUGUAUGUCCUCUACUGGACCCCGCCAAAUUAAAAUACCAGGUUUUUAUGAGUUUUUUACUAAUAAACAGGGACGGUUGGUGUCAAUAAAACCAAACACUCGUCCUCGAACAUCAGUGCACAUGGUUAUCGUUUCACUCCUUCAAAGAGUGAUCCUGUUCGCUUGAUUAACCUAACCUGACACGCACUGUGCUUAAUGACGGUGGUUUUGAGUCCAUGCGGUGGUUUCCACUUCAGAGUCACAUCUGGUUUUAAAGCAGUGCUCCCUGAUUUACAGAGAUUCCUCCAGAUUCUUUAUAAUUUACUGAUUUUACAUGUUAAUUGAUGAAAAUGAUAAAAUUCUUCAAGUCUUUAGUUUUAAUUUGGUAAAAAUUUGCUUCAUCAUUUGCUCACGCAGUCUCUCACAGCCCAUCCAUGUCACUAACCUGUGGAAAAAUAACAGUUUAGGUUACAAAACAUUUUCUGUGUUUUGUUGUUUCUUUUUUAAAAUGUGUUUCUGGCAUUAAAUCAGAAUUUUUCUCUCUGGUUGUCAAAUUUAAAGGUCGUCGUUGCACUACUUUUAUACUAAUUUUGGCUUUAAAUAAUUUGCAAAUCGUCAAACUCUGUUUUACAAACAAUUACCUGCUCAGUAGAUCAAACAUUAGAUGCAGCAGUUUAUCAGAAACCCUCUCAGGUCUCAUUUCCUCUCUCUGUCUCAGUUUUCUGAUGAAAAUGUAAUUUUUCCAGCGACCAUAUAUGGUCGCUUAUUUCCUGUCGUCUGGUCUGUUCUAGUUUUCACAAACUUGUGUUUCUCUCCUCCAGAGUCCUUCAUGAUGGCCUUGGCUUCAUCAGCGUCUUCCCCCUACUCCUCCUCUGGCCCCUCCCACUCCUGCUCCUCCGGCAGCCCCUCCUCCCCCCCGUCCUGGAGCAGACUGUCGGACCGCCCCCCGGGCCUGAAGACGUACCGCUCCAGCUCUCGCGGUGCCCUCAGGCUCACCAUCAAACAGGAGUCCGGCUCCCGUAAGGUGGUCCACAACUCUGCCUGCGACCCCGGGCUCAAGAGGGACCACACGGGUCAGCUGACCAACGGGGGCGGAGCUGCGACUGAACGCCACUCUCAGGCACCAAACGGAGCGUCCCAGCAUCCCCAGCAGGACGAGGAGAUCUCAAACGGAGCUCUGACCUGUGACCCGGCAGAGGAAGUCCAGCAGACCGCACCCGCUUCCAAAAUAAAAGCCCCCCAGAACCCCCUUUCUAUGCCGGAGGCCGCUCGCUUCGAGUUGAGAGAUGUCAGCGCCCCGAAACUGAAAUGCUUCAGGUUGGAUGCGUCGCCUCGGUCGGAGCAGAGCUUCAGCCCCCCUCCGCCUCCCCCCCUCCAAGAGGACAACAUGCUCAGUGAACAUCUGCAGAGUGCCAUCGACAGCAUCCUGGAGCUGCAGCGCCUGCAGGGCCCCUCUGCAGCCCCGACCAGGGCCCCGUCAGGCCCCUCACUGGACCAGGCUGUCACCAGCAUCCUGGGGGGGCACCUGUGAGACGUCCACACGGAUCCAGGAGCAUCCGAACAUGAGGUGGGAUCAGAGAACUUCUUACUGAGAGGUUUCUGGGUUCACUUUGAAAGAACUGAGAUAAGAGGAGGAGGAGGAGAAAAUACAGAGGCACUAUAAAGAGAUGCAUACCAGACAACAGCACUAUCUAUAGUCCCAUAGAUGUUAGAUACUUCAUUUCGAUGUACGUUUGUGGAAAAAAAAAAGUCUAUUUGAAUAGGAGCUAUAUUGUUUCAGUGGUAGUCAAGUCAUUCAGAGGUUUACGACACUGGUGUGAGCUUCAUCAGCAUAUAGAGUCUAAGUAAUAGUGAGGAUCAAAACGAACACGUGGACUGAGUAGACUGAGAUUAUUCAAUAGUUUUUUAUAAGAUUUCUUUCCAAAAUGUGAAGUUUCUUUGACAUAGUGCCAAGCUUCCAGGGUAUUUAUUUUGAUAAUCUGUGCCAACUGUGUUUCAGAUGAGUUGCAUUGAGAAAGGCAGCGAGUUUGUGUGCAUGUGUGCGUGCGCGAGUGUGUGUGUUUGCGUGUGUGGAAACAUUGCAUCCUGCAGCGGGACAGUGCAUAAACCCCGCCCCCCUGCAGGCUCCGUCAUCUCGGCUUAUCGAAUGAAACUCCAAAGAAUUUGUGACUUGCUACAUCCUGAAUACACCAGCAACCGUCCGUGUCGUGUCUCCUCACACAAACUGGAGUGUGUGUUUGUCGAAGCAGAAAGAACACAAAGGAAAAAAAAAGAAAACAAACAAACGCGAUAAAGCAGUCGUAGUUUUUGUUGUCGUUUUUAACCCGUUUGGACCCGUUUGUAUCAUUCAUGCUGGAGUCUGACUGUGAAGUAUCUGGAGUUUGAGACUCUCAGUGUGUCCCAUGCGUUAUGUCUUAAUAACAUUUAAGCAAUAAUGAGUUAGCGUUGUGAGGAGGAGGAGGAGAUGGAAGAAAAACUAACGCCUUGUUCCUGUUGCACAGUCGGACUCCACUCAGAUUAAACCCCUGCGGUCUGGUUUUCUAUUUGGAGAAGUUGUGGUCAGUUGCUGCUGCUGGUUUGCCGAAAUUCAGACCUUCGAAAGCAAAGAGGUUGCCACGGUGACAAGUUAUAAUGACUAAACAUGGGGAAAAAAAGAGUCCUACUGUAUCCUCAAAAGUCCAAAUAAGAUUAACGGUUUAAAAAGGUUUAAAAAAAGUAAAAUAUGAGAAAAUGAAACACUGAGAUAAAAAGUCAUCUCAUGAGAAAAUUUCACUCUAAAGAAUAAAUGUAAAAAAUUAUGUUUCCGUUAUUAUUAUUAUAGAUAAAAAUGUAAGAAUAAUUUUAAAAAAUCCAAUUUAUGAGAAAAAAAUUUGAUAAAAUUUUAAAAAAUAAUCUAAGACAGAUUAAAUCAUCUUUCUGUCCAAUAAUCUUACUUCAUAGAUUUUAAAAAUUCAUUAUUUUGAGAUAUAAAGUCAAAAUUAUGAGAAAAAAGAAUUGAAUCAUGAUUUUCACUUUUAGCCGAUAAUUAAAAAUGGUCAUUGUUAAUAUUUUAUUCAUUUUGGCUCUUUUUAUUUUGUUUUUUUAAAUUACCUAUAUUUCCUUUUAUCCAAUUUUGACUUAUGACUUGACUUGUAAAAAAACUUUUUUAUACUGACAUUUUUUUCUUGUCUUUUAUAUUUUUCUUCAUAAUUUCUGUUUUCCCCUCACAAUUAUUUUUUAUCUCCUAAAUAUGACUCUAAACCGGAAAACUAUGACCUUCUCUGCAUAAAUCUAAUCUAAUUUUCUAACCUUGACUUUUUCCUCACCUUUUUUUUUGCCACCCGAAUGCUUUCUCUUUUUCUGACGGUGGUUUUUAAUAAUGAGUAAAAUGACUUUAUGACCACAUUAAUUUUUUUCUCUAUAACCAGGACUUAGAGGUUGUUUUAUCACAUGUGACAAAUCUCAGUAUUUCAACUUCCUCAAAAUUUCAGUUAUUUGACUUCAUAAAAAUGAUUUUUUAAUCACACAUAUUUGACUUUUUAUCCUUAAGUAUGAAUUUCUUUUAAUUAUGACUCUGUUUAUCCAGAGUUUUUAUUAUUAAAAAAAUGAGUAUUAACCACAUUCUUCCACAAAAUUAUAAUUUUCCGUCAAAAAUUUCCCCCAAAUUUUUUAAUUUACUUUGACUUUAUUUAGAUGGUUAAAUUAACUCUCGGAAAUCGGUGCUGACCACAACUUCCAGUUCAAACCAGCUGAGUGGAGCCAAAGCCGUGCAGUGAGGAGAAUGAAGCAGGAUUGUUUAGAGGAGUGAAGGAUGUGUGUUUUCUUUUGUCAGCCCGUGUAGUUCAGAGGAUUUAUGUCCGACAUGUUCGAGGGUCACUUUAUGACACAAGUGUUCAUGCAAUUGUCCAGUUUAAACAAGAAAAACACCAAAAUUGUAUUUUUUUCCCACAACACACUGUACAGAACGAAAGCCUCUCUGCAUCAUCAAACAGCCUUUGACCAAAAAAACGAGAGAAAUCAUCCGCUUCACCUCUUCACAUCUCGAUUUCUCUUCAUUCGUGACAUUAUUUGACUGAACUCUGCCGCACCAAUCUGAGGGUUUAUUUUCUUUCAGGCAGCAUUUGUGGAGCUAUCUUGUUUCUGCAGCAUCUUCUGAUCAUGUGACAAUCUUACAGGCCAGUUUGGACACAUGUGAAUUCUUCUCCUGUAAAAUUGGUGAGAGAUUAAAUAAGCAAAAUAGACUUGGUAGAUAAAUUUUACCUCAAAGUUUUAAACGUUAAGGCUGCAAAUUAGUUGGCAUUGAUUGAAAAAUGUAGAUUUUGCAGGUUAAAUAAGGAGAUUAGUGAAUUGGAAACGAUUGAAUAUGCCUUAUUAUGAGAAGAUCAUUAAUAUGAUGAUUUAAAAAACACUUCCAGAGAUUUGGGGCUGAGAUCAAACAGGCCUUUUUAUUUCUUAUAUUGCAUUUUGUAUUUAUGUUAAUGUGUAAAAUGUUCUUUUGUUGGGACGAACAAAAGGAGUUAUAAUAUGCAGUAAUUUAGUGAGGAGAUCCUCUGAAGUAGUCCGGGUGGAAACACACCUGAGAUUUGAUCUAGAAGCAGUUUGAGAGUUUUACAAACACUUCUCUAAAACCCAGUAUCUCUUUAGAACGGGUUCUCGCCAAAAGUUUUGCAGUAAGAAAAUAAGUUUUUGACUAAAACGAAUCUGUUAUACAGGACAAUGACGGACCAAGAUGAGGGUUAAACUCGGUUACUUACCUGAUGGUAAUCGUCGGUGGUUAUAUUGAGUUCCGGUCUCCAUGUUGGCCUCUCUUCCCGUGUUUCAUGUCGCUUUCAAUCUAUGCUGUCGAAAUAAAGCCCGGAAACACGUUAAAAUCUUUUAAAAAAUGGAAUAACACGAUAAUGGUUGAAUUAAAUACCGAGUGUGUUGACGCUAUGCUCCCAGCUCGGUUCUACUGCCCCCUACUGGCCAAAAACUAAACUCCACUUCCUCAUUGUUCUAAAGUAUUUGAGUAUGUAAUAAUCCGCCGCUGUUUUUUAAUUAAUGGUAUAAUAAUCCAAGGAUUAUUAAGAAAUUUUCUUGGUGUAAAAUAGCUUUCUUUCCAGAGUAAACGAGAGUUUUCCAUAAUUACCAAAAACAGAAAAAAGAAAAAUAUCACGUAGUUUUUUGAUACUUGUCAUUAAAUCAGAGAAACAGCAGAAUUUUUCUCCGUAAUCCGCCCUCAUAUGUGCAUAUUUUACACACAAAAAACUCUCGAAAAGCAGCAUUUAGUAUCAGUGCAGCAUUUAUUUAAAUAAUAAAUCAUGGGACAAAAUCUUAAAGUGCAUCCAGAUACAAGAACUGCUCAAUAAUAGUCAAAAUUACGGAAUUUUAAACGGAGUUAAAAGUAAGAUUUAUCUUGAUAGGUUAAUGAACUACUGUGAUUGGCAUUUUUUAAAAGGUUAAAACAUUUAACAGUCGAACAAACGAAGAAUUAGGAGUAUUUUUGUGACCGUUUCAUUUUGGCGGGCUAGCUACUAGCUAGCUAUUUCCUGUCUUUGUUUCAUGCUAAGCUAACACGCUAUUUGGGUUUUUAAUCCCACACUUCACAGAUAGAUUUCUAACUGAGGGGUAUGAGGGUCUGUUUUUCCAAAUAAUAAAGUAUUCCUGUCCUGGAGAUAUUAGGAUGAAAUGUUCAGGUGUGUUUCCACCCUCAGAGGUUUCUCUGUAAUGCAGUAAAGAUGUCAGAGUGUCUUUCACAUCACAGGAUUGCACUCCUUGUCACGAUUUACUUCUAAAAAGGGAAAUUCCACCAAAAUGUUAAAGUUUUUUUUUAAAGACAGUGUUUUCUGACUUGUGCCCAUGUUUUCCCUCUUCCUAAAAAAAGUCAGAAUCAGUUGAUCAGUUUUGGUGGGAUCCCUUUCCUGAGGCAGCCUCAUGUGCCAUGGUUUUAUGUCUGCAGUGUCAAACACUGGACUUUAGAAAUGUGCUUGGUUUUGUCAGCAUCUGCAUGUUGAGCCAUUUUGGUAUUUAUUUGUAAAUGUAUUUUUUUAUUUACUUAUUUAUUCUUUGUUUUCUGACUGAACUGUGAAACCAGGGGAGCUCAUAACUCUAUACUAAUUCAAAAUACAAAACAUUUGACUGACAGAUUGUUCUGAUGCCAAAAUCAAGAGGCCUUAAUUCAGCAAAACUAGAUUGUAAAAAAAAAAGAAAAAAAAAAAAGAAAAAAAGUCAUUCCUGACAAAAAAAUCCAACUGAAGACUCCUUUGAGCUGAAAGUCACGAGUGAUUCAUAUAUGAAAUGUUAAGAAAACCGCUUUUGUACUCAUUUUUACAGACUAUUUAUUAAACUGUGAUUUUGUAAGAAAUAAAAAAGAAGCAAUGAAAGUGGUCGUGUUUGUGGUGUGAUGACUUCUUUUCCAGCAACUUAAUCCGCAGAUUAAUUAAUACAAACAUUACUUUUAUUUUUUUACAUUCACAAUUUAGGAAAACAAAACAGCUCGCAGGCUCACAUCCAGGAAUCAAGACAAAGCAGCUGUGUUGUAAAUUCAUCCAUCACACUCCACAAAGAUAAAAUCUGCCUUGCAAAGAGGGAGAGGAGGGAGGGUUUAGUGUUCUCAUUAAAAAAAAGUUGGCACCUCUUCUUUACCGGGCUGUUUGGAUUCUGUAGGAGGUCUCGUUCUGCCGCUGCGUCUGCUCUCCGGUCGGGUUCGGAGAUUAAGAGGCACGUUAAAACACGAGCCAUAGAGGAGUCCGAACCCUCAGGAGAAUCAGCGGCAGGACACAAACAUCAGGAGAGAAAUAAUCAACUUUACCGAAGGGCGGCAUUCGUCUCCCUCUGUGACGUUAUUACACACCGAACAUGUGAGGAGGAGGAGGAGCUCUAAGGCACCUUGAAACCAGACUAAGUUUGAUUUCUAGAUGCUUCUGAGGAUCUCACCGUUCAUCUGUUGACUGAAAAGAGGCAACAGACGGAAAACUAAAGCAGGGCAGAGGGUUAAAGAAUAUAAAUAUUAACAUGAGACUCUAUUUCUGAAAGAAAAUAAUGAGUCGCUUCAUUUCAAGUCUUUCAUAGUUCAUCACAGCUGCCUUUAGAGCUGCACAUGCUGAAACGUUUCAGUCUCUUCUGCUCACUUUUAAAAAACCUAUCAGGCUUCUGAAAUAGAAAGAGCGUCUGUGAAGUUCUGACCCAAACACGGGCGAGUUCAGUUUCUUUCCUCAGUCUGUAGCAGCGUCCGGGUCCUCACGUGGUCCCACAGACCGUCAGUUGAGUUUGACGGGCAGGUCCACUCCAUAUCUGUGGAGGAACUUGCUGUGGUUGUGGUCCACGGACCAGAGAGGAGGGAGGUGCUGGGGCUGCAUGGAGGUGAGGAAGUGCUGCCUCCAGCGACGCUCCAGCUCCAUCAGACCCUGCAGGCCCCGCUCGGCGUGGGCCUGAACCACCUUCAGACCGUGAGGAACGUACGCCUCAUUGAAGAUCCUGCAGAGGAGAGAGGAGGAGUCUGAGAUAGAACUAGAGAAGCAAGCGGUCGACAACAUUCAUCUUUUGAGAGGGUGUCUAACUCGGUGUUACGGUGUAUUUGACCCUAAGUUAAUUUAACGCCGGAAUAUCCCUUUAAGUCAAGCAAAACAUCUGCAGAUCAAACACGGUCCAAUCAGAUCCUGGUCUGGCGGUGGAUGAUAGUUGUGGAAAUCGUCUUCCAGCAGCUUCAGCUCUGAGCACAAAUUCUUAGCUUGGAUUAAAGACACUGACUCGAUGUUCCCCCUCCUCUGA
Xyrichtys novacula (pearly razorfish) is the source of this 19570-nucleotide messenger RNA. Lineage: Eukaryota; Metazoa; Chordata; Actinopteri; Labriformes; Labridae. The record is from the annotation of a GenBank genome assembly.